Anopheles funestus (African malaria mosquito) is the source of this 894-nucleotide messenger RNA. RefSeq lists its product as uncharacterized. Lineage: Eukaryota; Metazoa; Arthropoda; Insecta; Diptera; Culicidae. The record is from RefSeq and is a predicted model, not a curated record. The transcript has a single exon. The coding region runs from base 136 to 642 and encodes 168 amino acids.
UACGAUGCCGCUUGCGUGGUCGCAAGCACUAUCCCGUUAGUCCUUCUCCUAGAGGAGGACAUCCGCUGCCACGACGAAAAGGUAGCGAGGGGAAGUCCAGGACCAGACAUACGAAAGCGGCAAAGGGAAGAGACCAUGGGACGCUGGCAACAACAAUGGACAGCCGGAGCGGGGCAGCCGAGAUCGCCGGGGAUGAAGACGAGGAGAAUUAUCCCGGACAUUAUGUCCUGGGUAAAUCGUAAGCACGGAGAAAUUGAUUUCUAUCUCUCUCAACUCUUUACAGGGCAUGGGUUUCUCCGGAGCUACUUCGUCGAAAAAGGCAUCCUCGACGGCUCGCCAAACUGCCCGGUGUGUGAACACCAAGUGGAAGAUGUCGACCACGUAAUGUUCCACUGUCCACGGUUUGCUCGAACCCAACACGAGAUGCAGCAGCAGAGCCACACCCGCUUGACGAUAGAAAAUCUUGCAGCGGAAAUGUGUGCCAACAGCAACACAUGGGAAGCAGUCCGGACCGCCGCAAGGACCAUCUUCAGAAACCUCCAAGUGAGAUGGAAUGAGGAAAGUCCACCUACGGCCAGACGGAGACGACAACAACGCCGGCGGAACACGGAACAAACGGGACAGCAACAGCUACCGCCGUAACCGCACCAAAGGAUGACGACAACGGAAGCAGCAGCAGCAGCAACGAGUAACCAGAGCAGCAGCAGGAGCUAGACCCCACCGGAAGUAGCGGCUACGGACGGGCGGAAUUAAGCAGCAGCAGCGGAAGGAAGGCACGAAGCAGCAGCAGCAGCUGAGACAACUAGGACGGAUGACGCAGUAGCAGCAUUGGAAAGCAGCAGCGCGUCAACAGGAUGGGUGCAUCGCACAAACGUUCCUGCAUGGAGUACUACG